AUGUCUACAACAACAAACAAUAACAAAGUCUAUGAGUUCUAUGGUACUCAAUCACCGAAUGUAUCCAAAGUUAGAUUGAUGUUCAAGUCUUUGGGUAUUGAUGAUCAGGUCAUCUAUCAUAAUAUAGAUUGGAGGAAGGGAGAACAGUACUCGGCAGACUAUGUAAAGAUCAAUCCAAACUCAAAGAUGCCUGCGAUCAUUGAUAAAAGUGAUCCCAAUGAUCCUGUGACAGUGUUUGAGAGUGGCAACAUACUACUCUAUCUUGCAGACAAGCACAAACAGUUCAUUCCAACAUCAUCAUUCAAACUACGAACCGAAUGUCUCAACUGGGUCUUCUGGCAGAUGGCUAACCUUGGUCCAAUCAUGGGUCAAUACGUCCACUUCAAUCAUUUAGCAGAACAGAAAUGUGAAUACUCUAUCCAAAGGUACUUUAAUGAGUUGAGAAGAUUGUUACAUGUACUUGAUAGUCAUCUUGAGGGUAGAGAGUAUGUUGCUGCGAAUAUGUAUACAAUCGCCGACAUGUGUAUCUAUCCUUGGAUUGCUAGACUACCAGUGAGAGUGCCAUCACUUGAUCUACAAGCAGAGUUUCCUCACCUGGUCAAGUGGGUCAAACAACUCAAGACUGUACAAUCUGUUGCACAAUGGGAGAGAGAAGACGAGGAGGCAAGGAAACAGAGUCCAUGGGUCGACCCCUCUGCAGAGGAGCGCAAGUACAUGUAUGGACGUGAUGGUCGGGAACCAACCACAUCUACAACUUCCCUACAAUAG
Molecule: messenger RNA, 768 nt
Organism: Acytostelium subglobosum LB1
Lineage: Eukaryota; Evosea; Eumycetozoa; Acytosteliales; Acytosteliaceae
Exons: 2
Coding region: 1-768 (255 amino acids)
Source: RefSeq, a predicted model, not a curated record